Molecule: messenger RNA, 5724 nt
Organism: Odontomachus brunneus
Lineage: Eukaryota; Metazoa; Arthropoda; Insecta; Hymenoptera; Formicidae
Product: growth factor receptor-bound protein 7-like
Exons: 6
Coding region: 764-1765 (333 amino acids)
Source: RefSeq, a predicted model, not a curated record
GAAAGAGGGAGACUUUAUUAAACGGGCCCCCGCGCGCCAUUAAUCACCCAACGACGGAAAUGCGUCUGGCCGGUAAAUAAAUGAAAGCUCGGCCGUAGGGUAUAUCGGAUCGCGGGGGUGGCUCCGCUCGAGAGGAGAAGCUUUAUAAGCCUCGAUCGAACGUUCUCGCCUCCCGCGUUUCCCUCUCUUCACAUCUUUUCCAUCCCUCUCGGCAAGACCCUUUGACGAAGUUCGGUAAAGAGGGAAUACAAGAGCCGUUGCUCUCUCUCUCUCUCUCUCUCUCUUUUCGGCGGUUGAUAGGGAAAGAAAGAGGGAGAGAGAGAGAGAGAGAGAAGAGAAGAAACGAAGCCGAGGGAGAAAGAGAGGUGAGACUCGUCCUCCUGCGAGAUCACGGCGGCAUCGGCCGUUGCUCGCUCUCUUCCCUCUCGCGAUUUGGCAUGCCCGACGCAUGGGGGCCAAGGCUCUAUUUCUAGCACGGUCAGCGUGCCAGCGGAGAGAGAAGCGCAAUGGGCUCGCUAUAAGAUGCACUCUCGCGCGAGUGCGGCACGGCCAGCAUCGCGGCGGAGAAGAGUCGGUCGUCGUGCCGUCCGCCGGCUACACGCGCGGCCCACCUCGCGCGCGAGACGGCGGAUUUCCGAGACGCGAAAUGUCGCACGUGUUGCGGCUAAGUUCCCGCGGAUGAUGUCAUAAUUUCGAGCGUUUGCUCAAGAGCGGCCGCGCCACGCUGACCGAGUCUGCUGUGUUGGUUCUUGUUUCGAUUACAAUGUCGGGAGUCGCGCCCUGGCCGCUGUGGCAUUCGGCCAUUCACGUGGACAACGAACAGCUAAUCACACUCGUGCACUUGACGGACUACAACGUCUACAGGAUUCCGAACGCGAAACGGUGUUUUGGCGCUCCCUUCGCGUGGGGCGCCUGCCUGAGGCCGAACAGUAACGCCGAGGCCGAAGACACGGAGGCUGGGGAACCCGGGCUCAAGGUCAUCGCUUUCGACAGCGAAAAAUCGCGCGCGUGCUGGCUCACAGCCAUGAGGCUCGCUAAGUACGGCAAACAGCUCCGCGAGAAUUACCGAGCCUUCAAGAACAAGCAGUGCGAGCAGAACAGCAGCGGCAGCCCGAAAGAACAAUACAGCAGCUACAAUGUGUCCAACGAGUCUGUGCGAUCACGCGUGGCGAUGGACUUCACCGGUAGUGUGGGCAGGAUAGUCGAGGAUCCGAAGGAAGCCAAGGACAUAGCCGAGAACGAGGGCAUAAUCUGGCGACGGAGAUGGCGGCCGUUCUCGCGAACACCACCGGGCUGCGCCAUGGUGAGGCUGCACGGCCUCGAUGGCGGUAUACACGUUCUUCAGCCUUGGUUCCAUGGCGGCCUCAAGAGAGAGAUCGCGGCGGCUAUCAUAAGGGAUCAUGGCUCCGUCGACGGUGUGUUCCUGGUCAGAGAGAGCAAAAGCAAUCCGGGAGCUUACGUGUUGACCUACAAGUACAGCGACAAGGUCUUUCACGCGCAAAUCCAGCCGGUUUUCGAUGAGCGUCGCAAUUGCUGGCUGUACACCCUGGACAAAGGGGCGACCAAGUUCUAUGACUUGCUGCAGCUGAUCGAGUUCUACCAGCUGAACGCAGGCUCGCUGCCCACCCGGUUAACCCACUACGUACAGAACGGGGUACCGCCGCCGCUACCUAGGCCGGAGGACGGCGGCGCGUCUCCUUCGCCGCCCGAGGGCAGCCAGAGAUUCAGCGACAAGGCUGAGUGCGGCAAUCCAACGAGCAUUUGAGUAUAGGACAGUCGGCGACCCGUUGGUGUUGUCGACGACGAUCGCCUGCUCACCGCUCCCACCGCCGCCCCCGUCACCAUCACCGAAAACGUGGUGUUCGUGCACCAUGGCGCCAACAACAGCCGCCUGAGAAGCCACGGCGACGGCAACGACGACGGGGGUGACGGCAAUGGGAACGAUGGCGACGUCCGCGCGACACGAUCGGGUUGCUGGAGCCUGUGUCUCUGCAGUUACAACAAGUGGGAUUUGUAGUGCGCGAUCAGCAGCCGGACUGCCGGUGCUCGGCGGUGCUCAAGCGCGCGAAGAAGAAGAAUCAGAAGAAGAAUCAGAAGAAGGAGAAGAAGAAGAACGACGUGAAGAAGACGCGAACGAAGAAACAGAGAGAAUGAAGACGAGAACGUGGAGCUUGAGCGUCUAACCGUCGAGAUAUCCUCGGGUCGCGAUUCUUUCCAUGCGGAGCGACUUGUGACGUCACUGGGUCGGCUGACCCGUGCAACAGAACGACCAAUUUGGGCGCGAGGCACGCAAUCGGGAGUAGAACCGACGGGAGAAGAACCGCAGGAUCGCUGUUGUACGAAAUCUCCCGUUCCCCUUCACCGUUCCACAUCAUCCUUGAUUUUUCAUGUUCGUUCCGUUGUCGUCCCGCUUAAUGCGUGGAUCAGACGUCGAUGGAGAGAGCAGCAGCGCGGCCGCAUGCCCGCCGACAGCGAUCCUCACGCGGAAACGGAAACCUCUUCGAUGUUUUUAAGCGUACGUUACUGUGUUAGUCGUGUAAGGAUCGAUCCAUGGAACGAUCGUUGGUCCAUCUUGUCGUCUAGACGCACCUUCUCUCAGCUCCUUUCUUCACCCGUAAGACACACACACAUACACACACACACACACAACAUAUAUAUACGGUACCGGCGGUUUUUCAGCGACAAGUGCGUCUAGACGGUCGAAGAAAUCGUGUAAUCUGUUUUUCUUUUGUUCUUUCCAUUUUUUUCUACAUGUCCACGUCCGCGCGAACAUCGCGCGUGUGCAACAACAAUUAGAUUUACCAUAACCCCGCGACGACGUCGGUCUCGUCGCUAGGUUAUAUCGCGAUGAGAAGAAGUGAAAAAAGCGCGAUUACGCGCGCGUAUAUGAGAAUGGCUGUGUUUAGCAAAGAAAGUAGUGAACUCAGUAAGCGCUCAGUGAUUAUUGCCUGUGGCCGGCGUAUUCUCUUAGAUUUUUGCUGGUCCAAGAGAAUAUAUCAAUCGGGAAUAAUGAUCAUUAAGCGCUUAUUAAAAGUUACUUUCUCUGCUAGACAUCGGCAGUAAUUAAUGUGUGUUGUGCGUCGUAUGCGUGCGAAGUUACGAAAGUGGACGAGAGGAAGAAGUGUCGUAGAAUACGAUACAAGUUUGCGCUACGUGCGCCAGCAAUACAAGAGGAACACGAACACGAAGUUCAGUCUUUCUGCGUGUGUGUAUGUGAGAGAGAGGGAGAGAGAGAGAGAGAGAGAGAGAGAGAGAGAGAGAGAGAGAAUGAAAAACAAAUGCAAGAAAGAUCGAACGAAAGACAGAGAGAAUGAGAGAGAAAGUGAGAAAGAAAGAGAAGGUGUGUGAAUAAGAUCAGGCGCGUGGUCUCCCCCUCCCCCACCCUUUUAUAUUUUUUCAUCGUUUUCCCCUUUUUGGCGCGCGUCGCAUCUCCCAAGCAUCUCUUCCGUUCAGUUGUUUCUCCGAAGAGAAUGCGCGACAGGGUGAACCGCGCCGGCUAGCUACCACGACUUUGUUGCUCGACGACGACGACGAGCUUAAGUGACGAGGGAGAAUCGGCCAAGUCGAGGGAAAGAGAGAGAGAGGAGAGGGUUGUACGAAGCGUCCGUGUUCCGUUCAUUAGCCGUAAGCUUUGUCAGACAAGAUCGAGGUCGCUCGAGGGAAUCGAACGAUCCGAGUAACGUUCAGGUUCAUGAUUUAUUCCCGAGUCCAGGGUGUUCAAAAUUAUAAGCGAGGCAGCUUCGUCGACGGAGUAAGAGGAAGGGAAAUAGCAUAGGUUUUUUCUCAGAAGUGUCGAGAGUGCAUCGCGCCUUAUGUUAUAAAAUUUUCUAUAGCGGCUCGUGAGAACGAGCGGAAACGACGCAAACCAAUGCGACGUAACGAAGCGGAAAGCACAUACAUACAUACACUUUAACGAAUCUAGGAGACACAAUACGACUAGCGUAAGGGAUCCUCGACGCGUGCGUGUAUCGAGGACCGAGGGGCACGCUCGCGGAUUCUCUUGGUAUCACGAUGCAAGUCGUGAGAUCCGAAAGCGUGUCCCUGCGAAGACAUGAUCUCAUAUGUUACAGACGUUUCAGUUGCGCGAGGCAUUUGUUGGUUAAUACAAAUUCGGAGAUGAGGUUCGAUUAAUUACUAUAAAGCUCUAUGCUAAGAGAACGUAAGUGUUGAAAUAAGGGAGCGAGAGAAAGAGCGAGAGAGUGAGAGAAUGAGAGAAAGAGUGAGAAAGAGAUGCGUGUGUACGUGUGAAGAGGCAAGAAAUAAAGAGACGUAACGAAGACGAGGUUGGUCAAGCCGUAAAACAAAAGAGGUCUAUUUAAAUAUAAAAAAAAGUAUAUAUAUAUAUGCAUAUUCUAAAUUGUACGAUUAAUUUUAUAUUCGAGAUAUUAGUAAAAACAUGUGCGGAGAGGAGGAAAUCGGUGGUGUGAAGUUCGUGGAUGUAGCGUCAUCGGAUGUGUGAGCGUUGUCGUGCAUUCUAGAUUUAUAUGGAGGUUCUUCACAAGUAACGUUUUUUCAAGUAAUAUAAUGUGAAAGUCGUGUAAGAUAAAAGAAAACAAAAAAAAGAUGCGCGGAUCGGUGGAAGCUGGAGUGUGCAGGGUAUGGACGCGAGAAAAAAUUAUUUACGCAAUGUAUUAUUAUUCGUCGAAAGAGAGAGUACCAAAACCCCUCGUUCCUCUUCCCCAUCCCCCCCCCCUCCAUUCGUACCUACUUUUUAAUAAUAUAUUUUUUCAUCGAUUAUUUAUUUACCUUAUCGUCGAAUGUAGCGCCUGCGCGUCGUGUCUUGAAGUGGUAAACUUUCAAAUAAUUCGAAGAAGUGCAGAUCUUAACUCGGAUAUGUAACACUCAUAUACCACAGACAACCUACACAUACAUUAAACAAGCAUACAUUAUACACACGUACAUAUAUACACACACAUACAGAACACGUACACAAACACAUUGCAUUAAAUUUUAGGAUAGUAGCGCUUUAUAGAACUGAAUAUUAGGAUAACAAAUUCUUCGUGAAUGGGUAUGAAACAAUCUUUUGUAGAACGGUGGUCUCCAAACGCGGCGUUUAUCCCCGAACCCGUUUGCGUAAUACCUCCUCCACAACUCCUUCAUACCUAAACCCCCACCCCUCCACACCCCUCUAACGAAAUUCACGUUAAAAUCGAGUAACGAAAUUACCUCUCGGAAUACGCUUAUUGCGACAAAACUGUCCUUUCGGCCUUUCGUGUAAAUAUGUCUAUUUAGGCCAAAAACCUCGUCUCCAUCCUCGUCCCGUAUCCCGUCUUAACCCCCGUAGCUCGUCGACAAUUUGAAAAUCAACUUUGAUAGCGGUUAAUCAAUCUUGAUUUUUCAAGCCGGCACUGCGGUCAUUCCUUUUUCCUCGAAAAUUCUUUCCUACCAUCGAUUUUACCAUUUUUUUCUCUCUCUCUCUAUCUCUCUCUCUUUACGCCUGUCUUUAUAAUCCGAGAACCGAACGGGAAACGAGACGGACGCCGGGUCUUCGUGGCCACCACACAGCGUAAAAAGCUAUAAAUAUUAUUAUGAUGAUUAAUUAACGACAUAAAUUAUAAUGAAAUAUAUUUUGUAUUAAUGUAGUCACGAAUUAAUAAUACGGCAAACGCAGUGGUCUGUGAGACUGAAUCUAAGUAAAAAGAAAAUAUAAAACGCAAUUAGUCCUGUGCGAAUUUCAUCGACGUCUGUUAAGAACAAUAAAAUAAACAGGUAACGGAACGUUAA